Molecule: messenger RNA, 903 nt
Organism: Entamoeba invadens IP1
Lineage: Eukaryota; Evosea; Mastigamoebida; Endamoebidae
Exons: 2
Coding region: 1-903 (300 amino acids)
Source: RefSeq, a predicted model, not a curated record
AUGUUUGGAAGCAAAACGCCCAAACAGCGAACGAUACGCAUAUCAGUCGUCCGUUCCCACGCAGGCGGAAAAGAGUUUUGGAAACGUCUUGGUAAGGAUUGGAAGAAGUUUGGAGCUGUUGAAAUCAAGGUGUCGGUCAAGCUCAUGAAAAAGGCUCUCACAUACAAGGCAUUACUUAAAGAGCGCCCAGACAUCAUAAUAUGCAGCGACACUGCGGGAUCCCCAUCCUCAUUCACUGCUGAAGAAGUUAAAAACCUUGAGAAGUACGUCGUCAACAACACAUCGAAACAUCUCAUUGGGACGUACGCACUCUUCCAACACUUGGAGCAUAGGACAAGCGAAUAUGACAAUAGGAUGAUGUGCCCUUUCUUUGGAAUUGACGAAAAAAUGAAGUUCACCACUUUGAAUAUCGACCCAAGUGUAGUCUUUACUCCAACAAGCGUUGAAAGUGUGUUGUGGAAAAAUAUGGACACGCCCUAUCGGAGUGAUGGGUACAGUCACACCCAAUUGCCAGUUUCGAUGAAUUGGUUUGACAAAGAAAAUCAUUUGUGCUGUGGGAAGGGUGCGACAAUACUUGCAAGAAAUGACGAUGGCACUGCCGUUGUGUUAUACAACUCGACCAAGACGUACUCAACGUUGUACAUAUCAUCAAUGCCAGAAUUCAACACUAUGGAAACAAACACCGACCUCCAGUUUUUUUACAAUGCGUUUAUAUUCUUGACCGCAACAGAUUCUCUACUUUCGCUCCAGGGACUUUGUAUGAAAUGUAUUGGAAAGAUGAACAAAAAGAUCGAGAGGAGCAUGAUUCCACCCCAACUACUUUCGACACUUGAAAACGCUUCGAGGAGGUAUCACCACCACGUGCUGAAGGAUAAAAAAUAUUUCCGAAAGCACAUUGUAUAA